This is a messenger RNA of Exophiala viscosa, 3623 nucleotides long. RefSeq names its product unc51-like kinase. Bases 163 to 3123 code for a protein of 986 amino acids. NCBI's taxonomy places the organism in Eukaryota, Fungi, Ascomycota, Eurotiomycetes, Chaetothyriales, Herpotrichiellaceae. The record is from RefSeq and is a predicted model, not a curated record. Gene Ontology annotation, biological process: piecemeal microautophagy of the nucleus; autophagy of mitochondrion; regulation of autophagy. Gene Ontology annotation, cellular component: autophagosome; cytosol; phagophore assembly site membrane. The transcript has 3 exons. Gene Ontology annotation, molecular function: protein serine/threonine kinase activity; ATP binding.
GUCCUCCCACAACGCCCAAUCCUUCUUUCGACUUGAGAAUACCCAUGUCCAACCAUAUCUCCGCGGCCUCUUACCCGCCAUUGACAAGAUAACCUACGGUCUGCCUCAUUUCUCCCAGAUCGCGACCGGCGUUCUUCGACCGAAGUGGUGGAGGAGGUGAAUAUGGCGUCCACAACACCCCAAUCGAUCACACCGAGGAGGUCAAAAGAUUCGGACAAGAUAGGCAGUUUCCAACGUCAUGAAGAGAUAGGCCGGGGCAGCUUUGCCACGGUCUACAAGGCUGUUCAUACGAGCGGAUCGGGCACGCAGAGCAUCGUUGCAAUCAAGUCGGUCAAUAUGUCCAAGCUGAACAAGAAGCUGAAAGACAACCUUACAUCGGAGAUCUCCAUCCUCAAGGGACUUCAUCAUCCACACAUUGUUGCCCUGAUCGAUUGCAAAGAAUCAAGCGCACAUAUUCACUUGGUCAUGGAAUAUGUGGCACUCGGAGACCUUUCACAUUUCAUCAAGAGACGGGAUCAGAUCAAGGAUAGCGAGCUCGUCGGAAAUAUGAUGGUCAAAUACCCAAACCCUCGACAAGGUGGUCUGCACGAGGUGGUUGUCCGACAUUUCCUGCAACAACUUGCGAGCGCCUUACAGUUUCUGCGAGCUCGAAACCUCAUUCACCGCGACGUCAAGCCACAGAACCUCCUCCUUAAUCCAUCACCCGCAUAUUUCCAGAACCACAAACCUAAGCCGAUGCCUUACCAACCCAGCGAUAACGCUCUUGAACCAGUGUGCGGUAUCAGAUCUCUCCCUAUGCUCAAGAUUGCCGAUUUUGGGUUUGCCAGGUCAUUACCGUCAACAGCGCUUGCAGAAACUCUGUGCGGCUCUCCCCUAUACAUGGCCCCCGAGAUUUUGAGAUAUGAGAAAUACGAUGCCAAAGCCGACCUUUGGUCCGUCGGAACUGUUUUGUACGAAAUGGUGACCGCCAGACCACCUUUCCGAGCAUCCAACCAUGUGGAACUGCUCCGCAAGAUUGAGAAGAGUGAAGAUAGGAUCAAGUUUGGUGAAGAAUUUAUGGUUUCAGAGGAUAUGAAAAAGCUCAUUCGGGCGUUACUUAAGAGGGACCCGAAAGAACGCCUAUCAUUCCCUGAUUUCUUCAGCAACGAGAUCAUCACAGGGUCCAUCCCAGGUCUGCAUCCUGAGGAUAUGCCUGAACAACCCACACCACCCGAAACCGACCGCCGGCGAAACAGUCGCACUGACCCGACUGGCCUGGCUCGUCCUGGCUCCAGAAAGGAACCGGAGAGCCCUUAUGGCGAUGCUUCCAAGACUGUAUCGGACGAGAAUCUACCACGGCGAUAUUCUCUUACCCGAAAGCCGUCUGUGGCACGGGAUCAACUUGCCAUGCAACGACGACCGUCUGAUGAGCGAGUGGCGUCCCCACCAAGCUCGGCAGAGCCUCGCCCUGCUUUACACCCACAUGCUACGGCUCCAGGAAGACAAGAAUUAGUAUAUCGGCCUUCUGCGACUCCUAUGGCCCGGCAAACGAGUGCAGGUUCGCAUAAGCUGCCGCCCUCAUCGUUACGAGGCCAAGUAUAUGAUGAAGCUCAGGGCAUAGCUCUUCGAAAACAACAGCAACAAGAGGAGAAAGAACGGGAACGAGCUGCACAAGACAUCGCAUUUGAACGUGACUACGUUCUAGUGGAGAAGAAAGCGGUCGAGGUCAAUGCUCUGGCGGAUGAAAUCGACGCUAACCCACGACUAAACAAGAACAGCCCUUCAGCACUCUCACCAAAGGCAGGAGCGAUGGUACGCAGAGCAACCACCCAAGGGGCUCCUGGCUCCGUGACUGGUGCUCAAACCAGUGCCUCCCGUGCCGUUCAGAUUGCUUCGGGCAGAAGGCCUGAUGCCCUCCAUAACCGACAAAGCUCUUACGAACGACGAUACGGACCAAGUCCGAACUCAGCAACAUCGGCCAUCUCGAAAGCCCUUAAUAUGGCGAGCGGUCGGUUGUUUGGCGUCGGCUUCUCUCCGCCAGUCAACCUCGUACGUGGAGGAAAGUCACCUCCCAUCACCUACAGUCCUUUCCCGACAUAUCCUGGCGCUCAAAGCAGCCUUGUAGUGGUCGGCGACGCCACCAAGACCCCUGCUGCCGAUGAAGAUACCAAAUUCGUGCAAAUCGUCGAGGAGAUUGCCACUAGGAGUGACGUGGUGUACGGGUUUGCAGAAGUCAAAUACAAGCAGCUUACCCCGGCAAUUCCUUCGCAGCCCGGACUCGGCUUACGAAAUACUUCCGGCGAAGGCGGUCAAGAGAGUCCAUUCGGUGCGUCUAAUGAAGACUUGACAGUUGAGGCCACUGUGAUUGUUGCAGAAGAAGCUCUGGUGCUGUACGUCAAAGCACUGGCGCUCUUGGCCAAAGCUAUGGACAUCGCUGCUCGUUGGUGGCAUCGCAAGAGCCGGGCGGAUGGACCAAAUGACGCUGGAUCGUACCGGUCCUCUGCUGCCUCGGCAGCAGCUGGACAGAGGAUGAAUAACGUUGUGCAAUGGAUCAGAAGUCGUUUCAACGAAGUAUUGGAGAAGGCAGAUCUUGUUCGGUUGAAACUCAUCGACAGCCAGCGGCGAUUGCCCGAAGACCAUCCAAGCCACCCCAAUAACAUCUCUACCACUACGGCUUCCAGUGCUGGGAUGGGCACGUCGGCAGAUCAAGUGGUGGUCAGCUCCGGCAUCACAGCCGAGAAGCUCAUGUACGACCGUGCUCUAGAGAUGAGCCGUGCUGCUGCAAUCAAUGAGCUGACCAACGAAGACUUGCCUGGGUGCGAGAUAUCCUAUGUCACGGCUAUUCGUAUGCUUGAGGCAGUCUUGGAAAGUGAUGAAGACAACGUGACCAGAAAUGGCAGCACCACGAGUGAUCAAGAUGAGAAGGAGGAUACGGCGCCUAUCAACGGACUUGAGGCUGAAGAUAGGAGGACUGUGAAAAGCAUGGUUAACAGUAUCCGUGGAAGACUUACGAUCAUCCGACGAAAGCUUCAAGUCAUCCAGAAGCGAGCAUCAGCACCGUCGAUAUCUUCACCCAGAGCAUCUCCUCCUCUGGGUCACCGCGGCAGCAAUCCGACAGCUGCUCUUGUUACGCCACCACGAUAACGAUUAACAUUUACGAACUUCAGCAUUGCGAGUGUGAUUUUGAGACGAGCAUACGGUGGUCUCAGUGUGGGCGUUGAUCAUGCGAGGGUUGGCGUUGGUACCAUCGGUCGACUCUCCGUUCAUGUUCGAGUCUACACCCAGCAUCGUGGACUCGUUCGAUAUGUAAUUACUUUCUAUUUUUAUGCGUCGUUGGCUCCGGCGAAUGGUGGGGAGCUUGUACAGGUUGAAAACGGGCAUAUUACGGCGUAUUGGGCUUUGCUGUUCACAAGAACAGAUUGAAUACCUCCAAUAUGAUGAAGAGACGGUCGAGCUUGUCACAGAGAUUGGACAUGGAAGAUACCCCUGGUCAUGGGAAUGGAGACACUGGAGCUGGCGCCAUGGGCGCUGAAGGAACUUCAAGCAUGCUGCGUGACAAUCUGUUGUGGUGUGUUUUUAUGCGCUCAUCCUCGAUGACACCAAGAUUGGGCAUGGAUGUUAGCCGACUGCAGUCAGUCGUGCAA